This is a messenger RNA of Marasmius oreades (fairy-ring Marasmius), 1152 nucleotides long. RefSeq lists its product as uncharacterized. The coding region runs from base 1 to 1152 and encodes 383 amino acids. Lineage: Eukaryota; Fungi; Basidiomycota; Agaricomycetes; Agaricales; Marasmiaceae. The transcript is spliced from 3 exons. The record is from RefSeq and is a predicted model, not a curated record.
AUGGCUCCCAAGGAACAUCGUUUGGACGCCCCCGAGCACGCCGAAGCCAAACUUAUGCCUCCAAUCGUCGAGAACACAAAAUCUCUUCCUCUCCCAAACGAAAUUGUCUCUCUCAUUGCCGAUUCAGCUCAAGAUCUUAUCCCGUUGACUCUGGUCUCGCGUCAAUGGUAUCAUGCCGCCCAGUCUCGCCUCCACUGGCGAAUCAGUGUCUCUUCCGGAGCAUCCUGCAAACAUUGGAGUAGAAAAUUCAACAAGUUUCCGCAUCUAGCAAGUUUUGUUCGAGUCUUGGAGCUCUCCGACCCUGACGAUGAUUGCCUAGGAUCUCCCUAUCUGCGAAGCCAACCUGCGAAAACGCUUGUGGCAGCUCUUGCAGGGGUGACACGGCUCGAAAUAGUCGAUUUCGUACGCUGGGGGCCUACCGAACAGAGAUUCGUUAAGAGUUUCUGUAAUUUGGAGCGUCUUUCUGUUGGUCGAAUGCCAUGCAUGAGUCGAAGCAAGGAUUUGCCUGUUCUUGUUUUCUCUUUCCCGAAGCUGUCGGGGUUGAUGAUAUACGGAGAUGUUGGAACAAAGUACAAUCCCGAGGAAGCUGCAUGUAUUAUCGAGGCCGGGCACUCAUUGUGCAGACACCUUCCCUCGGAUGGUAAACCCGUGCGACUGACGGAAGUUUUGAGUUUGUCAACUGCCGAUGCAUGUCAUGACCUGCUUAUGUGGGUUUCCUCUCCUGCGUUUGACCUGUCAAAGCUACAGCUGCUCGCAAUGAAGUGGUCAGACUGGCCACUUGGAAUUUCACGUCCUGCCACUUUCCCUGCACGUGAAAGCCUUUGUGCUCGCGUCGGUGGCACCUUAUCUGUGUUAGAUCUGGGCCACUCAAAUUCCGGCGGUUCUGAUAUUAUAUCUUUCCACCUCAUCGCUUCAAAUCUCCUCAGCCAUUUCACAGUCCUAACAGAAAUACAGCUGGAUCUCCCUGAUCUGCCCUAUCGAAACCGUUCCAUUUUACAUGUCACUGUGUCCCUUUUGAAAACUAUUACGGCUCCUUGCCUCCGUAUUAUCAAGCUCAACGCGAGAUCAUACGUGCCCGUACCCUCGGAAUGGCAGUUGCUCGACGAGCUUUUGGUCGUUGAAGCCGGGAAUGUGUUCCUCGACCCAGUCUAG